GGAAGAGGCAGUACGAGCAGAGUCUGUUUUUGUCCCUCACUCUCUACGCUCUUCCCACCCUGUUAACAACACCUUGCUUUGUGGAGAACUUCCUCUGCUUGGAUUGUCACCAGCUCAACACCAUGCUGCUUCGGACUGUGGUCCUGCUCCUCCUCUGCGUAUCCACCGGCAUGUGUGCCACCUUAGGCCACUACCAAGCGAAGGAAGAGGAGGAGGCCCCCACUGUUACAGAGGAUGCCGUAGCAGCUGCCUCUGUAGAAGAAGCUGCUGAAGAAGGUGUAGCUCCUGCAGAUGCUCAAGCAGGUGAUUCACCUGAAGCUAAUUCCCUUUUUGGUGACAAUCUAUCUAAAAUACUUUCAGCGGAUAACCCAGCUGACACACCUGAAGUGGAUGUCCCUGUAGCAGAUGGUGCAACAGCCAAAGAGCCAGGAACAAACAGUGACGGGCCUGCUGUAGACGCCCCUGCUAUGGAAGCUCCUACUGGUGAAGCUGUCACCCACAGGCAACCUUCCUCUGAGGAGGAGGAGAAGGUGAAUGACAUUAGACCAGUCCAGACAAACCAGCCCUUGAGCAAACCCUUGGCACAAGAAGAUAGCAGUUGGAGCCUCAACUCAAUUAGAAAUAGUUUCCAGACUGUGCACGGCUACUUUGACUCCCUGGUGGAGCUGGUGGGGGGACAAGAUGGUGUGUGUCAGUACCGCUGCAGAUACGGAGACCUUCCUCAACCUCGCCCCGGCUACCAGCCUUCAGAGCCCGACGGCUGCACCUCCUCUCUGGUGGGAUUCCAGGUGAAUUCAGCUCUUGACUUGGGGGUCCCUGCUAUGACAAACUGCUGUAACCAGCUUGACAUAUGCUAUGACACUUGUGGGACAAGCAAGUAUGACUGUGACUCCAACUUUCGCUCAUGUCUGCAUGGCAUCUGCACAGACCUUAAUAAGAGUCUGGGCUUUGGGUCGAAGGUACAAGCCUGCGAAUCGAUGGCAGACACUCUCUUCAACACAGUGUGGACUCUAGGUUGUAGACCUUACAUGAACAGCCAGAGGGCAGCGUGCAUCUGCGAGGGAGAGGAGAGGGAUGAACUGUGACACAGAACACUGUGGACUCUGCAUGCUUUCACAGACAAAUAACAGAGUCAUAGGUAUUUCUACAGUUUAUAUCGUAUAUCUGUAGGCUUUUUUUUUUUGUCAAAGAGGGGAUACUUUAAAAGAGCCCUCUGAAGAUUCAGAGCCUGGGAGUUAAAAAAAAACACAACACAAAAAUGGGGAAGGCAAAUUAGCAGUUUCUCAGGUUUUAUUCAUAGGCAGGACUAACAAAUAUUAGGUGUCUGAAUAUGACUUUCAGAAUAAUUUAUUGCUUAUGCAUGUUAUACUCCAUACUCCAUUUCAUUUUAGGCCAUUUUUAGGCCUCUAUGACUCCAUUACCAUAAAUUACUUCAUCACUCCAAACAAAGUGGCUAAUGGGAAGGAUAUUGUAGUUGGAUUAAUUUCCUCUAGAUAGAAAGACACAAGCAGUCUUGAUUAAAUAGCAGAACACAACAAACCAUGUGCGCCAUCGUAAUUAUCUUAUCUGCUCAAACCUUAAGUCAGUGUCAUGUAAAUGUAAUGCCUAUUACAGCUACUACGUUAAUAUUUGAUGUAAGUUAUUUGCCAGUUAUUUGUUAUUUUUUAUGAACAAAUGCAUGACUAAUUGCAGUUUAGCUGACACGAUUAAUUCUAGAUUAAUUGUCAGAGCGACGAAGCAUAUGCAUAUUUUCCAGGCACGACACACUGAUAUCUCUUUUCCACUGCACUGGAAUGUGUGAAGUGCUCCUCAGCCAUCGAUUAUUCUGAGCAAAUGAGUCAGAAUACAUCUGUGGAUGGUCCAUGUGUAUAUUUCAAGUCAGCGUUGGUGUGAAAUAUAUCAACAACUUUUUGUAAAUCCACUAAAUCCUUAAGCUGUGAUCAAGCCUGACAAAUGCCUCAAAGUGUGACCUAGAAAAGCAUUCUUCAUGCUGUACUUGUUACAAAUGAACUGUGGCCCGUCCAAAUGAUUUCUAAUAGAAAUGUCAUUCACUUUAAUGUCAGUAAAUUGCGCUGCCGGGCAAAGUGGCACACAAACUUGGAUGUAUUAACCAGAAUUUAAGGGAUCUACAGCACUGUGACUGACACUGUAAUUUACAUAGGAAUAAAGAAGAGUGUAUAUACUGUACAUCUGCAUGUAUAUGUGUACAGCACAACGGACUGCUCUGUGUAUAUCUGCUUGGUGUUUUAAAUACCAAAUAAACUGAAAUUUGUCAGUUCA
Messenger RNA from Dicentrarchus labrax (European seabass), 2280 nucleotides. It is a transcript of the gene pla2g12b, whose product is annotated as phospholipase A2, group XIIB. Lineage: Eukaryota; Metazoa; Chordata; Actinopteri; Moronidae. The record is from RefSeq and is a predicted model, not a curated record. Gene Ontology annotation, biological process: lipid catabolic process; phospholipid metabolic process; triglyceride homeostasis. Gene Ontology annotation, cellular component: extracellular region. Gene Ontology annotation, molecular function: calcium ion binding; A2-type glycerophospholipase activity. The transcript is spliced from 4 exons. Bases 123 to 1085 code for a protein of 320 amino acids.